This is a messenger RNA of Eruca vesicaria subsp. sativa (arugula), 996 nucleotides long. The record is from the annotation of a GenBank genome assembly. NCBI's taxonomy places the organism in Eukaryota, Viridiplantae, Streptophyta, Magnoliopsida, Brassicales, Brassicaceae.
AUGACCCUCCAGAAGAUCGAAGCUGACGUGAAAGUGAAUGCAAAUGUUGGCAAAAGGGCUUACGUCACUUUCCUUGCUGGAAACAAAGACUACUGGAUGGGUGUGGUUGGUCUAGCCAAAGGACUCCGUAAGGUGAAGUCAGCUUAUCCUCUUGUGGUGGCCUGUCUUCCUGAUGUGCCGGAAGAACACCGUCAGAUCUUGUUGGCUCAGGGAUGCAUCAUCCGUGACAUCGAAAUGGUCAUUCCUCCAGAAAACAAAAUCGGUUAUUCCAUGGCUUAUUUUGUCCUUAACUAUUCCAAACUUCGUAUUUGGGAGUUUGUUGAAUACGAGAAGGUGAUGUAUUUAGAUGGUGAUAUUCAAGUGUUUGGUAACAUUGAUCAUCUUUUCGACACUCCUUCUGGUUACUUGUACGCGGUUAAAGAUUGCUUUUGUGAAAUAUCAUGGUGCAAUACUGCUCAGUACAAGAUCGGUUACUGCCAACAAUCACCUGAAAAGGUGACAUGGCCGGUGGAAACUCUCGGUUCUCCCCCGCCUACCUAUUUCAAUGCUGGUAUGUUACUGUUUGAGCCAAAUCUUGACGUGUACGAGGAUCUCCUUCGUGUUGUCCAAAUCACUACCCCAACGUAUUUUGCUGAACAGGAUUUUCUGAAUAUGUAUUUCAGAGACACCUACAAGCCAAUUCCUUCCACCUACAACCUUGUGUUGGCUAUGUUAUGGCGUCACCCGGAACUUAUUGACCUUAACCAAAUCCGUGUGGUCCAUUACUGCGCAAAUGGGUCAAAGCCAUGGAAAUAUGAUGAAACUGAAGAGCACAUGGAGCGUGAAGACAUAAAAAUGCUUGUGAAGAAAUGGUGGGAUAUUUAUGAAGAUCCAAGUUUGGACUACAAGAACUUUGUGGAAACUGAGUCUAAGUUGAAUCCAAUCGCUAAUGCACUCUUGGCUUCCAAUGAAUCUGAUGGUGAUGUUCUCACGAGCCUUGCCCCCUCUGCCGCAUAG